Messenger RNA from Tarenaya hassleriana, 2201 nucleotides. RefSeq names its product DNA polymerase eta. Gene Ontology annotation, molecular function: DNA-directed DNA polymerase activity; damaged DNA binding. The coding region runs from base 318 to 2135 and encodes 605 amino acids. Gene Ontology annotation, cellular component: site of double-strand break; nucleus; replication fork. The transcript is spliced from 16 exons. The record is from RefSeq and is a predicted model, not a curated record. Gene Ontology annotation, biological process: error-prone translesion synthesis; response to radiation. NCBI's taxonomy places the organism in Eukaryota, Viridiplantae, Streptophyta, Magnoliopsida, Brassicales, Cleomaceae.
UGGUUUGGGAGAAAAUGCCAGUAGCGAGACCCGAAUCAUCGGAUGCGAGGGUCAUCGCCCACGUCGACAUGGACUGCUUCUACGUUCAAGGCUCUUGCGGGUCGCAUCGCUCUCCUGAUUCGACUUGAGCUAUUGAGAUUUUGGGUCGUUAAUUCUCUGCGGAAGUGGUUCUCUCGCGGUGUUUCUUGACGGUGGAGCAGAGGAAGCAACCGGAAUUAAGGGGACUUCCUACUGCUGUUGUACAGUAUAACGAGUGGAAAGGUGGUGCCUUGAUUGCUGUUAGCUAUGAAGCUCGUAGGUGUGGCGUUAAGCGAUCAAUGAGAGGUGAUGAAGCUAGAGCUGCUUGCCCAGAAAUUCAUUUGGUUCAAGUGCCUGUGGCUCGUGGUAAAGCUGACCUGAAUUCAUACCGUAAUGCUGGUUCAGAGGUGGUCUCCAUUCUAUCACAAAAGGGUAAGUGUGAGAGGGCAUCGAUUGAUGAAGUCUACCUUGAUCUCACUGAAGCAGCAGAAAGCAUGCUUGCUGAUAAACCUCCUGAGACCUUGGAAGUGAUAGAGGACGAAGCUCUGAGAUCACACGUUCUGGGAAUGAGCAUCAAGGAUGGAGAUGAUGCCACAGAGUGUGUAAGGGAUUGGAUAUGUCGGAGAAAUGCUGAUCGUCGAGAUAAGUUAUUAGCUUGUGGAAUACUCAUUGUUGCUGAUCUUCGGAAGCAGGUGUUGAAGGACACUGAGUUUACUUGUUCUGCCGGCAUCGCUCAUAAUAAGAUGCUAGCGAAACUUGCAAGUGGAAUGAACAAACCUGCUCAGCAGACUGUUGUACCCUAUUCGUCUGUACAAGAAUUACUCCAUUCAUUGCCAAUAAAAAAAAUGAAACAGCUUGGAGGAAAGUUAGGUACUUCCUUGCAAAUUGAUUUGGGUGUUAAUACCGUGGGGGACCUCUUGCAAUUUUCUGAAGGGAAGCUGCAGGAACUUUACGGAAUGAAUACUGGUACUUGGUUAUGGAAUAUUGCGAGAGGGAUUAGUGGAGAAGAAGUGCAAGGUCGGCUUCUCCCCAAAAGCCAUGGUUCUGGGAAGACAUUUCCUGGUCCCCGAGCUCUCAAGACACUUUCAUCUGUUCAACAGUGGCUGAACCGACUUUGUGAAGAACUUAGCGAGCGCCUUAGUUCUGACUUAGAGCAGAACAAACGGCUUGCAAGCACCCUUACUCUUCACGCUUCUGCUUACAGAUUAAGUGAUUCAGAUUCACAUAAGAAAUUCCCUUCAAAAUCUUGUCCUCUGAGAUAUGGGACGGCCAAGAUCCAAGAAGAUGCUUUCAACUUAUUUCAAGCUGCCUUACGCGAAUUCAUGGGUCCUUACGGGACCAAAACACAAGGAAAAAAUCAAGGUUCAUGGAGAAUUACAGGUCUUUCCGUUUCAGCUAGUAAAAUCACAGAUAUACCAACUGGAGUAAGUUCAAUAAUGAAAUAUUUUCACAACCAAUCUGCAUCCUCUUGCUCAAAGCUUUCAACAGAUAGCUGCAUCCAAGAAUGCCCUGCAAGUUCUUUCUCAGCUAGUGAAAGCUGUUCAGAGCAGAGAUCAAUAGAAUCCGAAACAGCAGUUUCUGCAAAAAACAUCGGUGUAAGAUGUAAAGGGUCUGAUGUAGGUGAAUUGGAAGAACAAGCUGACACGUUGACCAAAGAGGAUGUGUCAUGUCCAUCAAACAAGGCAAUCGAUGUUCUGCCACAAUCAAGGAAUAAGUUGUCUACAUCAGGCACGCAAAUGGGAAGAAUGGAGAGGAAGAGAAACAACUCCAAGGAAAUGACUUGGGGAACGCCUUCAAUUGCCGACAUCUUUAAGAAUUAUUACACAACAACUCCUCCAUCGAUGCAAGAGAUUCAAGAGGAUUCUACAAGAGCAAACUCUAGUGGACCUACUGCUAGUCAAAGGUAUCGAGAUGAAGAAAGAACAGAAACAACAUGGAGCUACAAGAUGGAUGAGAUUGAUGAGUCGGUGAUCGAUGAAUUGCCACCUGAGAUUCAACGUGAGAUCAGGACUUGGUUACGUCCGAGCAAACGUGCCGUGACUGUCACAGGUAAUAAAUCCAACGUGGGUUCGACUUCAAGCAUUGCUAGUUAUUUUUCGCCUUUGAGGGACAGGUAGUUUAGUUCAUUCAAAUCAUGUCUGUACAUUUCCUACGAUACGUUAUUUGUACAUUUGCUUCUGUAA